This is a messenger RNA of Schizophyllum commune H4-8, 1599 nucleotides long. RefSeq names its product B pheromone receptor-like protein 1 (gene brl4). NCBI's taxonomy places the organism in Eukaryota, Fungi, Basidiomycota, Agaricomycetes, Agaricales, Schizophyllaceae. Gene Ontology annotation, cellular component: membrane. The transcript is spliced from 7 exons. Gene Ontology annotation, biological process: G protein-coupled receptor signaling pathway. The coding region runs from base 1 to 1599 and encodes 532 amino acids. Gene Ontology annotation, molecular function: mating-type factor pheromone receptor activity. The record is from RefSeq and is a predicted model, not a curated record.
AUGUCGGCAGCGAACGUCGCGUUUGCGUUCUUUGCCUUCGUCACGUUCAUUCUUGUGCUUGUCCCGCUUCCGUGGCAUCUCCAAGCUUGGAACAGCGGGGUCUGUAUAUACAUUGGCUGGGUUGCUGUCGGGAGCAUCAUCCUGUAUGUGGACGCGGUCGUGUGGAACGGCAACAUCAACGAUCCGAUCCCGGCCUGGUGCGACUUCAGCGGACGCAUCAUGGUAGCCGUUCCAUAUGGUCUCGAAGCUGCGACGCUCUGCAUACAACGUCGGUUGUACCAUAUUGUCCGCUCCAGUGACGUGUCCUCCAAGACUAGCAAGCGACACUGGGUGAUCGUAGACGUGCUCAUCGCCGUAGUCCUUCCGUGUGUUCUUAUGGGUCUACAAUACAUCGUGCAGGGUCACCGAUAUGAUAUUUACGAAAACUAUGGUUGCAUGCUCAACACCUACAUGACGGGCCCUGCCGUCCUUAUCCUACGUGGUCCUCCUAUAAUUCUCGGCGUUAUAGCCGGCGUGUAUUGCGUUCUCCUCAUCCGCAUCUUCACGCAGAAGCGCCGAAGGGCAAAUACUGGCCCCAUGUCCCGCGGCAUAUGCUUGCGCCUCAUAAUGCUGUCUACCGCAACUCUCCUUUUCACCGUCUCUCUCAACCUCUACACGCUGAUUGAGGACACCCGAUACGGUCUCGCUACCUGGAUCUCGUGGGACGACACGCACUACGAUUUCUGGCGCGUGGAGGCGUAUACGGAUGAGAUGUGGAGGGCCGCUCCAGGUGCCGGAGGCUUGGAGGUGUCGAGGUGGAUGUUCGUUGUCGCCGGCCUUGUUGUGUUCGCGUUCUUUGGCUUGGGAGAGGAGGCGAGGAAGCACUAUCGCUCUGCUCUGGUGCAAUUUCAGAUGCAGCUAGCGAUCUUCCGCAAGGCUUGGGCCGACAAAGUCGGCUCCAAGCUUACCAAGAAGCCAAGCACGCACUCGCACCUCCGCCCAAGACCGGCGCACGACGAGAAGUUCCUCAGGGACGACACCAUCACGAUCAGCCGCCACAUAGAGAGUCUCGCGCAGUCGACGACGAAGACGCUCUGCGCCACGGAGUCUUCUAUGGACGAUCACAAGACGGUCGACCUUUCGUCCCUCCGGGUCGGCCUCCUCACGCCUAAGUUCGACGUCGACCCCGCGAAACCCUUGCCCGUCACGCCCCGGGCCUCCAUCCGCAUGAGCGCCAUCCCCGAGAUCGUCGUCGAGGACUCACGCGCGCCAACGCCGAUGCCGACCCAAACCCCGCCUACGACCCAAAUCACACCAAUAAUCCAGACCGUCGACCAGCCCCGGCGGCCACAGAUCUCGACGUACGACCUCUUCCCGCCCAUGUCGGUCUACAGCUCGACGACGAAGGGCGCGCCGUCGACCGCGCCCUCGAUAUACAGCCAGCCGUCGAUGCCCGAUCUCAGGCAGCAGUACCGCCGCCAGUCCUCGCCGCCACCGGUGCCGGCGCCGGAUACGUCGCGGUCGAGCCAGUCGUUCCUUGAGAUUCAAACACCUGUUCCGGAGCCUGCGCAUCUACGCUCUAUGGAUCCGCCAGAUUACUCUGAUUUCCGGGCAGUAUAA